UUCCUUAUCCGGGGACUAGCUCUCACUCUGCCAUUGGGCCGUGGGGUCACGUGGUAAAACUAACUUUACAAGGGCUGCUCGCAAGUAGGAGGGCUAUAUGGAGCAGAAAAACGACAAAGCUAGAAAAAUAAAUUUCCACUGCAGAAAUUAAUGAUCAUGAGCUCGUAUUUGAUGGACUCUACCUACAUUGAUCCGAAAUUUCCUCCAUGCGAGGAAUAUUCACAAAACAGCUACAUCCCCGAGCACAGCCCCGAAUAUUACAGCCGCGCCAGGGACCCUGGCUCUGGUUACCAGCAUCACCAUCAGGAGUUAUACCCUCCACGGGCGAGCUACCAAGAGCGCCAAUAUAAUUGUGCAAGCAUCCCUGAACCUGACACGCAAAAGGGACAUGGACUACCCCAUUCUGCGCACCUGCUUGCAGGGAAAGGGCAGCCAUCCUCAUGUGAGACCCCACAGUUACCCAUGUCCCCCUCCACUCCACCAGCUGCAUCCUCCGCCUGCAACCAAGCUACACCGGAGCAUCCAAACAGCUCAGCCUCCUCCAAGCAGCCCGUGGUAUACCCAUGGAUGAAGAAAAUUCACGUCAGCACCGCGAACCCGAAUUACAAUGGACCGGAUUCCAAGCGGUCUAGGACAGCCUACACUCGACAGCAGGUCUUAGAAUUGGAGAAGGAGUUCCACUAUAACCGCUAUUUAACUCGACGGAGGCGCAUUGAGAUAGCCCAUACAUUGGUUCUCUCCGAACGACAAAUCAAGAUUUGGUUUCAGAACCGCAGGAUGAAGUGGAAAAAAGACCAUAGGCUUCCUAACACCAAAGUGAGAUCCUCCACCACGGGCAUAUCCUCCGGGUCCAACGCAACCUCAUCAGCCGGCGUUGUCGCCACUUCCUCGGCCACUGGUAGCAUUACUCCCGAUGAACUGUCCGGAGUAGAGGAUGGCGAGGAUAUUACAAGGUUAUAAGGCGAAAAGAAAACCACUUCAAGAAGGGGGAUAGAGAAUGACUGAUUAUUUAUAGUAUAUUAUAUAUUUUGUUUUCGUAGGUAUUUGUGCGGUUUCAUUUAAGUCCAAAGUUAUAUAAAAUGCAUGUUAUAUAGCAUGGAUUUAUACGAAUACUGAUGGGUUAUUUUUACGUGACACAGGGUUUAAGUUAUUUAAUGCUGAAUCAAGAUGAUGUUUUUUUAUGAGAAAAAUGUUUUGAAUGAAGGAAAAUAAUGUAAAUUUUAUCUAAAUGUUAUUGUGAGCCAUUUGUUUGCCCUACCGCCCAAGUUGAUAUGCACAAUCUAUUUAUUUCAAGCUCAACACUGGAAGAAUAUCAUUAUUAGGCAAUCAUAGUUAUUUUUGGUAAAAAUGCUGGAACGUACCGAUGGAACAUUGAUCUUGAACGCAUAUGUUUAGGAUUAUAACAAGGUGAAUUAGCUCCUUGCUUUCAGAAACAGGAUUUUUAAUUACAAUCUAGUUUGUGGUGUGUUUAGCAGAUUAUUGUGAAAUGCAAUACACAGAGUUUAGUGUAUUUGUGAUAAUCAUAUUGGUC
Messenger RNA from Salvelinus namaycush (lake trout), 1531 nucleotides. RefSeq names its product homeobox protein Hox-C4a. Gene Ontology annotation, biological process: embryonic skeletal system morphogenesis; anterior/posterior pattern specification; regulation of transcription by RNA polymerase II. Gene Ontology annotation, cellular component: nucleus. Bases 151 to 960 code for a protein of 269 amino acids. The transcript has 2 exons. The record is from RefSeq and is a predicted model, not a curated record. Lineage: Eukaryota; Metazoa; Chordata; Actinopteri; Salmoniformes; Salmonidae. Gene Ontology annotation, molecular function: DNA-binding transcription factor activity, RNA polymerase II-specific; RNA polymerase II cis-regulatory region sequence-specific DNA binding.